UUCCAAUGAUUACAAUUGGAAUGCUUGAGAAGGUUAAAAAAGUAUUGUAUGAUAGUAUGUAUCAUUAUUGGAAUUCUGUUACAGACGUCGGCAUAUUGGCAUAUUUACUUGAUCUACAUUUUAAAAAGCUAUGUUUUGCUAACACAAACGUGGUUAUACAAACUAAAGAAUACUUAAAAAGUUUGUAUGAAUUGGAAUGUGAAAUUCACCCAACUUCUAAAUGUCCAACGUCUUUGUCAAAUAUUCAGCAUGAUGAUCAUGAUGAUUUUGAAGCUGGAGGGGAGACGAAUUGA
This is a messenger RNA of Racocetra persica, 293 nucleotides long. NCBI's taxonomy places the organism in Eukaryota, Fungi, Glomeromycota, Glomeromycetes, Diversisporales, Gigasporaceae. The record is from the annotation of a GenBank genome assembly.